Messenger RNA from Centruroides sculpturatus (bark scorpion), 4122 nucleotides. It is a transcript of the gene mtRNApol, whose product is annotated as DNA-directed RNA polymerase, mitochondrial-like. Lineage: Eukaryota; Metazoa; Arthropoda; Arachnida; Scorpiones; Buthidae. The record is from RefSeq and is a predicted model, not a curated record. Gene Ontology annotation, molecular function: DNA-directed RNA polymerase activity; protein binding; mitochondrial promoter sequence-specific DNA binding. Gene Ontology annotation, cellular component: mitochondrial DNA-directed RNA polymerase complex. Gene Ontology annotation, biological process: mitochondrial transcription. Bases 87 to 3845 code for a protein of 1252 amino acids. The transcript has a single exon.
GCACUUGAAAGUAGGUAGUGACUUUCAUGUUGUCCGUUACACGUGGUUUGGAUAUGAUUUUUUAGUAAGUUGGUUAUUUUGUUACAAUGUCGUGUUUGUUAAAGUAUCAGAAAUAUGUUAGAAAUCUUCACAGACACAAAACUCGGACUUUUCUUGGGUUUCCCGCGCAAAUUUUGCAUUCAAGGACUUCUUCCAUGUACAAGCCUCCAAAUAACAUUACGAAAUCAAAGAAGCAGUACGAAGAACUAGUUAGACUAUUAGAAACACAUAUUAAAACAUUAAAACAGAAAGAGAUCUGCAUAAAUGAUAGAAAUUCUAAUAUUGUGAAUGGUUAUGUGCAAGAAUUUAUUGAAAGUAAUGAAAUGAAUGCAUUAGAAGCAGAAAUCAAUCCACUUUGUGAUAAUGCACAGGAUAAUUCAGUUUUUUCUCAUUCAGGUGAUAUUGUAAGUGAUAUUGAUCCAGCAAGUUUUGAUUUAGAAGUUCUAAUGCCUCCAAUCAGUAACUUAAGUGAAGAUAAUUUGUAUCAGACUUUCAGCGAAAAUCUUCAUAUUGAUAAUGACUAUAUAGAAGCAACUAAUACCAAAAUUCCAAUUGAUGAAAUUGAUCCUGAUGUAAUAAAUACGGCGAUAAGAGAAGAACUAGAAAUUGAAGAAGUAAAACUUGUAAAUGAAGAGAAGAAAAAGAAGAAAAAAUUGAAACUCAGCAAAGAUGAUGAAGAAAAGCUCACAAAGAGAAAAAUUGAGUUGAAUAUACUUGAGAAAGAAAGAGUAUUGUUAUCUGAUUUGGAAUCAUUUAUAGAAGUUUGUAUUUAUUCUAAAUUAAUUGGGAAAGCUCAUUAUACUUUAAAAUAUUAUUUUUUAAGAGGACUUAGUUCAGAUAAAUAUCCAAAAGUAAGGGAUAUAAGAGUUUUUGAUUUAUUAUUAUCUGGAUGGGCACUAAAAGGUAAUCUAUAUAAAUUUAAACAAUUGCUUGAACUAAUGAAAGAAGGAAAUAUAAAACCUAGUUUGCAAACUUAUGCCAGUUAUCUAGAAUGUUUAAGUCGUCAGAAGAUAAUCAAAAUUUCUGAUGUUGAGAAUGUUCUCCAGACUAUUAAUGAUAAUGGAUAUAAAGUUGAUGAUAUUUUUGUUCAAUGUAAGUUUAAAAAAGAUCAGAAGGAAAAGAUUACUGAAGUUAUUAAAAAAGUAAAUUCAAGUUUUGAACCCAAACCUCCUGUUUAUAUAAGAGAAUAUCAUUGUAAUCUUCUGAAAAACUUAAAUAAUAAUGAAAAAUUAACUACAUAUUCUCCAUCAGCAGGACAUACUGCUAAUGAAUUAAAAAGUUUUAUGUUAAAUCAAUUUCAGUCAGAAGUCAAUGGUAAUGUGAAGGUUAUGUCUAUCAAUAAAAAUGAAUUUAUUGAUAAAAAAACUCUGAAUGCAAGAAAUAAACUAAAAGAAAUAGAAGAAAAGUGGAAAGAAGAAAUUAAAAAAACUUUUAUUAAAAAUAGAAAGAUGCUUCAAGUUCAUUUGCUGAGAUACCGAGGUGUAAUUUUAUAUCCUUAUUUAACUGUGUUAGAUACUGAUGUUUAUGUUGGUUUGAUUAUGGAAGAAAUUCGCAAUUUAAUGGCUCUUUCAGAAAGUUUUAGUCCAUCCCUUUCAUACUUGCAUAAUGACUUGGGUCUAAAGGUAAUGAAGAGAUAUAUAGCAUGGUACAAACAACAUAAUGGAAUUGCAGACAAAUUGAUGAAACUAUACGAACAAUAUUUAGAAUAUUACACUGAUACAGAAUUGACGACAUUGUAUUCUCCAAGAGAAUAUUGGGAAAUAUUGAAAGCAAAACAUUUUAUGGGUCCUUGCAUUGAUGUACAACAUGGAGUUUGGCCUUAUCAUGUAUUAUUAGGAGUUGGAAAAUUUUUAUAUGAUAUUUUAUUAAACAGUACUAAAAUCAAUGUAAAUAUGUUUAAAACCAAAUCACAAAAACAGAUGCGUUCUGCAUUUCAUUGUGUUUUGAGAAAUUUUGGACUUCAUUCUAGACAUAAUAUAAAACCAGAUCCAAUUAUUGCAAAACUUUACAAAGAUGCAGUUAAUGAAGAAUUACAUUUUGAAACAAAUUUAUUGCCCAUGCGUUCUCCACCAUUACCUUGGACUUCAGUUACAACUGGUGGGUUUUUACUUUUAGAAUCUUCAUUAAUUCGCUUACCUCUUUCAGCUAGUUAUCAGCAUGCUAAUAUAAAGAAUACAGCUGUACAACAAUUAUAUCCUUCAUUUGAUUCGUUAAAUGUUUUGUCACUAUGUCCAUGGAUUAUUAAUAAACCAAUGUUAGAACUUGCUAUAGAAAUAUUUAAUAAUGGUGGCUCUUCUGAUCUUGAUAUUCCAAGUUAUCCAUCAGAACUUUCAACUCUUAAUUUAGAAGGAAUGACUAAAUCAAAGAAAAUAAAGUUAAAACAGGAAAGAGCAGAGAUGUAUAGUUUAUGGUGUGAUGCUCUAUAUAAGUUAUCUAUUGCAAAUCAUUUCAAAGAUGAAGUAUUUUGGUUUCCUCAUAACAUGGAUUUCCGAGGCCGUGUUUAUCCCACACCUCCUCAUUUCAAUCAUCUUGGUGGUGAUAUGACAAGAAGUAUUCUUUUAUUUGCACAAGGAAAACCUUUGGGAGAGAAAGGAUUGGAUUGGUUAAAAAUACAUUUAAUAAAUUUAACAGGAUUUAAAAAGAGAGAGCCAAUUAGUGAACGUUUACAAUAUGCAAAUGAAAUCAUUGAUGAAAUAUUAGAUUCUGCAGAUAAUCCUCUUACUGGAAAUAAAUGGUGGAUGAAAUCUGACAAGCCUUGGCAAACCUUAGCAUGUUGUAAAGAAGUUUCUUACGCAUUAAGAUCUCCAGACCAUAAAAAAUAUAUUUCACAUUUACCUAUUCAUCAAGAUGGUUCUUGCAAUGGUCUUCAGCAUUAUGCUGCUUUGGGUCGGGACCAGCAUGGUGCUGAACAAGUUAAUUUAUAUCCAUUUGAUAAACCACAAGAUGUAUAUACUGGAGUUGCUACUCUAGUAGAAAGAGAAAGAGCUAAAGAUGCACAAAAUGGUGUUAAAAUAGCACAAAUAUUAGAGGGUUUUGUAGAAAGAAAAGUAAUUAAACAAACUGUAAUGACUGUUGUGUAUGGAGUAACUAGAUAUGGUGCACGAUUACAAAUAUUAAAACAACUUAAAGACUUAAAAGAAUUUCCUCAAGAUUAUGCAAAUCAAGCUGCAUCUUAUUUGGUCCAGAAAACAUUCUUCAGUAUUCGAGAAAUGUUUACAGCUACUAGAGAAAUUCAGGACUGGUUCACAGAUUGUGCCCGAAAUAUUUCACAAAUUCGUACAGAACCAGUACAGUGGGUGACUCCUCUUGGUUUGCCAAUUAUACAGCCUUAUCAUAAAUCAACAACACACACCUGUCUUCCUAAUUGGAAAAGCAGUAAAUCAACAUACACAAUGAAAAAUAAUAUUUUUGCUCCUCCAAAUGUUCUGAAACAAAAAAAUGCCUUUCCACCAAAUUUUAUUCAUUCUUUAGAUUCUAGUCAUAUGAUGCUAACUUCAUUAUUCUGUAGAAAAGAAGGUAUUACUUUUGUUUCUGUUCAUGACUGUUUUUGGACUCAUCCUUGUGAUGUAGAGAUUAUGAAUAGAAUUUGUCGUGAACAGUUUGUUGCUUUGCAUAAUGAACCAAUAUUAGAAAAUUUAUCAGACUAUUUUUAUAAACACUAUGGAUAUCAUGAAGAAGAAAAGAUAAAAAGUAACUCUACCUUAAAUUUAUCAAAAAAACAUAUUAAUAAAUUAUUAAGAGAUAUUCCAAAGAAAGGCACUUUUAAACUUGAGAAUGUUUUAAAUUCAGUGUAUUUCUUUAGCUAAUGAAACAUGAUUUCAUUGAAUAAAGUUUAUUAUUUGAAUUGAUUUGUGUGGUUGUUAAAUUUUAUUUGAUUGAAUACUUAAUCUAUGAUUUACAGAUUUCGAUUUGCUCAGAUAGUUUUUAUUUAAAUGGUAAUAAAAAUUUUUACUCUGAUAAGGAGUAGCAUUCCAAACCUGGAUGGGAAAUGCUAGUGAUCCCUGAUAGUUCUCUGGGAAUCAUUUGAAGGUUAACACUGCAUCUUUUACCUGUGACAAAUUAUGGAAAUUAUAAUGAAUUCAA